AUGCCUCACAACAGCUCCACCGGCGAUGAGCUGGGCAGCACGGACGAGGUGAAGGUAUUCAAGGACGAGGGCGACCGGGACGACGAGAAGCUGUCGGAGAACCUGCUGGAGGAGAAAUCGAGCCUUAUCGAUCUGACCGAGAGUGAGGAGAAAACGGUUAAAAAUGGGACGACACGCCACGAAAGCUCCAACUCGCUGUACGGUGGUAGCGGGGCAGGUGGCGGUGUGACCGGAAGCAAGCUACCCCACGGGGCGCCUCAUCCCGGUUUCAACAUGGGAUACAUUGUACCUCCCUACUCCUACCCAAAUGGAGCCGCCGGAGGGCUUCCGGUGUCGAUGGCGAAUAAGAUGAGCCUGCCGCCUUUCUUCUGCCACAAUGGGGAUCACCUUUCGUCACCUCCACCAGCCCACUGCGGCAUCCUGCCGUACCAGCUGGACCCGAAGACGAUGAGUCUGACGAGGCCCCCGUUGUACAGCUUCCCCACCAGCCAGUACCCCUACCCGAUGCUCAGCCCGGACAUGCUUCCGGUGGCGCCAUCCUGGCACACUCCCUCGCUGUACAGCCCGGCCACGGGUUUCCGGACACCGUAUCCUUCCUCGUUGCAGAUCUACACGUCGCUUUCGAGCGACUUCUACCGCUACUCGCCCACCCUGCUCCCGCCCAGCAUCCAUCCGUCUCAUCCGGCGUUGAACGCGGGCCAUCCGGCCAUCAUCACACCCGGACCCAAACAGGACAUCCCUGGUGGGGGAGGCUCUCAUCGGGGGGCGGAUCGGACGGGCGCCUCCAUCAAGCAGGAGUCGUCGGCGUCCGGCAACGAUCACGAGUCCUCGGGAGGGCACCACCACCAUCACCAUAGUCACCAUCAUCGAUCGUCGGGCUCCUACCAUCAUCAUCAUCAUCGAUCGAGUGGAGGAGACCAGCAUGGCAGCAGUAACAACAACAACAGCAACCACCACACGAACCACAACCAUCACAACCAUCACGGCAGCAACAACGGGAGUGGAGGUGGAGGGGGAGGGGGUGGCCACAAGCACCAAUCGUUGGCAGAACGCGAAGCGGCCCUGGAGAAGAAGCGUAGCCACGUGAAGAAACCGCUGAAUGCGUUUAUGCUAUACAUGAAGGAGAUGCGCGCGAAAGUGGUGGCCGAAUGCACGCUCAAGGAGUCGGCCGCCAUUAACCAGAUCCUCGGGCGCAAAUGGCACUCGUUGUCACGGGAAGAACAGAGCGUGUACUACGACAAGGCGCGCCAGGAGCGUCAACUCCACAUGGAGCUGUAUCCGGGCUGGACGGCACGGGACAACUACGGGUACGGUGCGAAGAAGAAGAAGAGGAAAAAGGAUCGUAGCCCGGCGGACCCGGGUGGGAACAGCAUGAAGAAGUGUCGAGCACGGUAUGGGCUCGACCAGCAGAACCAGUGGUGUAAACCAUGCCGACGUAAGAAGAAGUGCAUCCGGUACAAGGAGGCGGGUGGUAUCGAUCGAAGCGGUGAUGGAGGAAGUGAUCGAGAGGGUGGGCGGGACCGGGGUGACGGAUCGGAUGAUGCGAUUGGGAGCUGCGGUAGUAUGGAGGAUGAUAGCAGCAAAUCACCGGGCGAAGAGGACGAAGAUCGCGAAUCGAUCAAUCAAUCGCUCUCGAGCCCACGCUGCCUGAGUGUCCUUUCGAGCCUGCAGUCGCCUUCCACAAGCAUUGCGUCACCGUUGAAUCUGCUCGCAAGCCCUGCAACACCAACCAAUUUCUACCAUCACCACGAUCACCUCGGGUUGGCGUCGAUGAUCGCCUCAGCCCAGCAGCAGCACCAGCAGCAACAGCUGCAGCAGCAGCUUCAGCAACAGCAGCAACAACAGCAACACUACCUGCAUCAACAACAUCACCACCACCACCAUCAUCACCAACAGGCGGCGGCAGCAGCGGCAGUAGCCGCAGCAGCUCUCCAAAACGUCAGCGACAAGCUGAACAACAUCAGCAACGACUCGGGCAUCGGGAGUACGCAGCUCAACAACAGCUACAGCAACAACUUUAGUCCCUACAACAACCACCACACGAUGCGGACAAACUCCUCUUCAUCGUCGGCGGCGAGCAAUGGUACUGGGGGUGGAAAUUCGGGGAUUCUAAACAAUGGACCGUCCGGGCCGACCACCAACGGGACCGUGGGGAGUCUCGGGAAAAGCCCAGCUGCCCUGUUACCCCCGACAGCGUCCACCCCGACGCUAGCUCCACCAACGCCGUCGUCGUCCUCAUCGUCGUCCUCGUCGUCAUCGUCCUCGUCAUCAUCCUCGCUAUCGUCUUCCUCAUCAUCUACCCCAUCGCUGCAGAUUCCGCCACAUCUGCAGCAGCUUAAUCUGAAGACGUCCCCACCGCUGCUACCCAACACGCCACCCUCCUCGGGUGGAUCAUCCGUGUCCUCCACGACAGCGCUCGCCAUCAAGGAGGAACUGCCCGAUAGUAGCACCGGAAAUGGGCCCGUAGGGUCACCUUCCUCCGGUACACACCUACCCGCCUCGUCCUCCACCAGUCCGACGUCGGGGACGAGCGAUUUCCUGCUACACCCCGCCCAUCAUCAUCACCUCGCCUCCAUGCAUCAUGGCAGCGCCCUACAGCUAGGGCACGCGAUCGGCAAAACCAACGGUGAUCUCUCCCCCACGACGACGACGACGACGGCUGCGGCGGUGGCGGCGGCAGCGGCAGCGGGGGCCGUGGCCACGAGUGCGCUGACUACGGCCGCAGCAGCAACCAGCAGUAACGACACCGGCCCAGCAGUCACCAAUGGCGGCAACAGUCGGAGCAGCAGUAGCAGUAGUCAAAUCGCUAGUGAUAGUUUUCCAUACCUACGCUGUUGGUGA
Anopheles nili is the source of this 2841-nucleotide messenger RNA. RefSeq names its product protein pangolin, isoforms A/H/I/S-like. Gene Ontology annotation, molecular function: RNA polymerase II cis-regulatory region sequence-specific DNA binding; DNA-binding transcription factor activity, RNA polymerase II-specific. The transcript has 2 exons. Bases 1 to 2841 code for a protein of 946 amino acids. The record is from RefSeq and is a predicted model, not a curated record. NCBI's taxonomy places the organism in Eukaryota, Metazoa, Arthropoda, Insecta, Diptera, Culicidae. Gene Ontology annotation, cellular component: beta-catenin-TCF complex. Gene Ontology annotation, biological process: canonical Wnt signaling pathway; regulation of transcription by RNA polymerase II.